CUUUCUUUCACCCAUCCCCCUCCGCCAGCAGUGGGAGAGAGAAAUCCUUUUGAUCUGCAGUUGCUUUGCUCCCGCGAGUGCGUCUCUCUGCCUUCAGAUCAAGCACCGAAAAGUUUUUUUUUAAAAAAAGUGUUAACAGGUCACGGUAUCUGCAAGCUGGUUUCUCUCGCUUCCCUCUCUCUCUCUCUCCUCUUCCUUCUUAAUACUCUUUUCUGAACACAAUCCCCUUUCUCAUGCCCCUCCCCUUUCCUCCUCGCCCGGCAAAGGGGCUGUUGGGUCUGGAACUCGCUCGGGAGUUUGCAUUGAUCCAUUGAUUGCACAUGGUCUCUUGCCUGACCUCCUUGCUCCCAGGGAAGCGGUCUCCAUGGCUACUGGCCCUACUCCCCCAGUGGCAGACUGUAAAUUCCUGCAGGCAGAGCUGAACAGAGCCCGGACGGGUGGGAGGGAGUGAAGAAGGAGCAGGCGAAGCAAAGGCAAAUAGAAAGAAAGAGAGAAAAGAAAAAGGGCGUUGCUUGGAUGGACCUUUACAGGUCUUCAGCAUUGGACCACGGCCCUUAAAAAAAAAAAAAAAAUCUGCCUCUCUAACAAAAACUACCGCUGGCUACGUUUCUUCUUGAAUAAAAGAGGCAACUGAAAGGAGGGCGAUCAGGUCCGCUCAACGAUUUUCCUCCCUCCUUUCCUGUGUUAGUAGCAUCAGAGAAACUAGACGAAACCCCUAUAGCAAUUUGGCUAUCCUUUCUCCAGGAGCCGCUUUCAUACACCGUCAGAAAAACAGUUCCUUUGUUUUUUUUUUGGGGGGGGGAGGUUGUUUUGUUUUGUUAAAAUCUGCGUGCGGUCUGUGCGUGCCUUCAAAGCAUCAGAGAAAACUUCCCGGUUCUUGGCACAGCCUUCUGCAUCGACAGGAAUGGGAGUCUUGGAGAUCCUUGGAUUGUGCCUGGCUCUCUCCUUUGGCAACACUGUGGCUAAAGCUAGUCAAGAUAUGGAUGAAUGUGUUGAUGGGACUGACAACUGCCAUAUUGAUGCCAUCUGCCAGAACACUCCCAAAUCAUACAAAUGCAUCUGCAAAUCUGGUUACACCGGGGAUGGGAAGCACUGCAAAGAUGUUGAUGAAUGUGAGCGCGAUGACAAUGCUGGCUGUGUUCAUGAAUGUGUCAAUAUCCCAGGAAAUUAUCGAUGUACCUGCUAUGACGGCUUUCAUCUUGCACAUGAUGGUCAUAACUGUCUCGAUGUGGAUGAGUGUGCAGAGGGGAAUGGUGGCUGCCAACAAACCUGUGUCAACAUGAUGGGAAGCUAUGAGUGCCAUUGCCGUGAAGGCUUUUUCCUGAGUGAUAACCAGCAUACCUGCAUCCAGCGUCCUGAAGAAGGAAUGAACUGCAUGAACAAGAAUCAUGGUUGCGCACACAUCUGUCGUGAGACCCCCAAAGGUGGCAUUGCCUGUGAAUGUCGACCUGGCUUUGAGCUCACUAAGAAUCAACGAGAUUGCAAAUUGACUUGCAACUAUGGUAAUGGAGGUUGUCAGCACACUUGUGAUGAUACAGAUCAAGGUCCAAAAUGUGGUUGCCAUAUGAGAUUUGUGCUACACUCUGAUGGGAAAACGUGCAUAGGGGAGAGGCACCUUCAACAGCACGUUACCCUCCCGACGUUUUCUAAUGACAGCAUUCCUGAAAAUAAGAUGGAGUUACACUUGAUGAUAAAGACCUGUGCUGUUAACAAUGGAGGCUGUGAUAGCAAAUGCCAUGAUGCAGCCCUAGGAGUUCACUGCAGCUGUCCCAUGGGAUUCAUGCUUCAGCCUGACAGAAAAACUUGCAAAGAUAUAGAUGAAUGUAGAUUGAACAAUGGUGGCUGUGACCACAUCUGCAGGAACACAGUGGGCAGUUUUGAAUGCAGUUGUAAAAAGGGAUAUAAAUUGCUUAUCAAUGAAAGGACAUGCCAAGAUAUUGACGAAUGCUCCUUUGAUAGAACUUGUGAUCACAUCUGUGUAAAUACACCAGGGAGUUUCCAGUGCCUGUGUCACAAAGGCUACAUGCUGUAUGGAGUCACCCACUGUGGAGAUGUUGAUGAAUGUAGUGUCAAUCAAGGAGGUUGCAAGUUUGGAUGUGUAAAUACCCCAGGUAGCUACGAAUGUACCUGCCCUGCAGGUUGCAAACUUCAUUGGAAUAGAAAAGAUUGCAUAGAGCUGGAGAUUUGUUUGGCUGGCACAGUAUCUCCACGAGCCAUACUUACCUGCAACAAGAAUGGCAAGAAGGAAAGCUGCUCCCUCACCUGUGCCUCCAAGGCUCGCUUUCUGCCAGAAUCUGACAACAGCUACACUGUGAGCUGUGGGACCCCAAUUCUGCAACAGGUGUCUCCACCAAGAUCCAGCAAUGGUAGCCAUCCCUGCAGUGAGGCUGUUGCUGCUCCAAUCAAACAAAAGGCUUCUUUUAAAAUUAAAGAUGCUAAAUGCUACCUCCAUCCACACAUGAAAGGCAAGCAGGAUGAUACUGGCAGGAAUGGUGGACUAGGCGGAUCAGCCCCUUGCUCAGAUUGCCAAGUGUCUUUUGUGAACCUAAAGUGUGAUUCAUCAAAGAAAGGCAAAGGACGUCGGGUUCGCAACUCUCACAACAAAGAAGUGACUCGCAUCACCCUGGAGUUUGAAGCUGAAAUCAAACCUGAAGAGAUCACAGCUAGCUGCAGUCUGAACUGUGUACGGCAGAAGAUUGAGAAAAAGCUGAAGUUAGCUAUCAAAGCCUUGAAGAAAUCUAUAAACCAGGAGCGAUUUCUCAUUCGUGUCUCAGGAAUGGAAUAUGAGGUGGCCCGGAAGCUGAGCUUGUCUCCUGAGAGACAGGAGAGUUGUGGGCCAGGACAGCAGAGGCUGGCUUCCAAGUGUGUUAGCUGCCUUCCAGGAACAUACUACCAUGGCCAGAUGGAGCAGUGUGUCCUUUGCCCUCCAGGGACCUAUCAGGAGAAAGAAGGCCAGCUCUCCUGUGACCUUUGCCCUGGGAGUGAUGCUUUUGGGCCUACCGGAGCAACAAAUAUAAGCGCUUGCGCAGGUCAAUGCCCACCUGGACAAUAUUCUGUAAAUGGCUUUAAACCCUGUCAGUUGUGUGUGCGUGGCUCUUAUCAGCCUGAAGCUGGCCGAGCGUUAUGUUUCCAUUGUGGUGGAGGCUUGACCACCAAGCAUGAUGGAGCUUUUUCCUUCCAGGAUUGUGAUACUAAAGUUCAGUGCUCUCCAGGCCAUUAUUACAACACCAGUGUCCAUCGCUGCAUUCGUUGUGUUAUAGGCACUUAUCAGCCAGACUUCCGUCAAAACUAUUGUAUUGCAUGUCCUGGGAAUACUACAACAGACUUCGAUGGUUCAACUUCUGUAUCACAAUGCAAAAACCGUCAAUGUGGUGGGGAACUGGGGGAGUACACUGGCUAUAUUGAGUCUCCCAAUUAUCCUGGAAACUAUCCUGCAAAUGUGGAAUGCACUUGGAACAUCAACCCACCUCCAAAGCGCAAGAUUUUGAUUGUGGUGCCUGAAAUCUUCCUGCCUUCUGAGGAUGAAUGUGGGGAUGUCCUGGUGAUGCGGAAAAAUUCAUCUCCGCCCUCCAUCACAACCUAUGAGACAUGCCAGACUUAUGAGAGGCCUAUAGCAUUCACUGCAAGGUCCCGAAAAUUAUGGAUUAACUUUAAAACCAGUGAAGCUAACAGCGCUAGAGGCUUCCAAAUUCCUUAUGUCACAUAUGAUGAGGAUUAUGAACAGCUGGUGGAAGACAUUGUCCGAGAUGGCAGACUCUAUGCAUCUGAAAAUCAUCAGGAAAUAUUGAAGGACAAGAAGUUAAUCAAGGCUUUCUUUGACGUGUUAGCUCAUCCACAAAACUACUUUAAAUACACCGAAAAACAUAAGGAAAUGCUGCCACGUUCUUUCAUCAAACUCCUCCGCUCCAAAGUUUCAAGUUUUCUUAGACCUUACAAAUAACAUCAUAUUUUCACCAACCUUCUGGGUUUCUCGGCUGCCAAGAAAACUUUUUUUCUUAUGCUUAUUGUUAUUUUUCGGUGAAUUUUUUUCUACAAAUAGAAACCCACCAUCUUCACUAUGCAGAUGCGUCUAAUAAUUGGUCGUUUCUUGGCUUUUCUUCAAAUCACAUUUACUGAAGAUUUGGCCAUGGAAGGAACAACUGGCCACAAGGAACUAAAUUCCCUCCCUUGGGUUUCCAUACUGAAACCUCAGUCCAUUGAGAUCACCCAUCUCAGUAAGUGACACACUCUUCACAAAAGUCCUCUGCUGGGACCAGUAUCUCCCAGUCAAUUCAGCUUUCUCAUAUAUAUAUAUAUAUAUAUGCCAUCACGUGCAGCUCCUUGUGCUGCCAGGCAGUUGCUAAAGAUGCUGUUUGGAUACAUUUCUCUGCAUGACUGUUUCCAAAAAGAAGUACUUCUGCUAUCGUAUCAUGCCUCUGCUUCUGGGACAGCAAUGAAAUGGGAAGACUCUGAGCAACUGCUAAGCAAUGGAAUUGAUCCAGCUGACUAUUUUGGAAAGAACUGAGAGCAAUGGACACCUGGACUGUGGAAGGUUCUGCCUUAUUUAUCAGACUGUUGUGCUUUUAAUUGAAAAAUGAAUCAAGCCGUCUUGCAGAGAGGAUCAAACAAGAUACAUGGGGGAGGGGAUACAAUGGAUAUAGAUCAUUCAAUAAAAAAGCGUAUCACAGAAAUGUGAAAAGAAAUUGCCCUUGUUGGGAAUGGCAAAUGUGGUGACUAGAAGAACAUCAUUUCAUGAUGGAUUUUGGUGUUAAAGCCUGGCCUAGCCACCUACUCAUACAGAAUAAUGUCUGGAAAAGGGGAGGGGGGGGAGCAGAAGUUGAUAAAAAGUGAAAUUUUCUGAUAUGAUUUUCCCCACAGACAUUUGUGCUGAGAGAUCAGUCUUCUUGUAAGCUCUGCCAAAGAGUAACUCAGUGAUAAGAACGCAAGUGGUGUGAAGGGCAGGAGUAAGUGAAUGUGCACUAGGAUGCUCCCCUUUCUACCUUUUUCAUAUUAUUAAGUGCAAUCAUUUUGAGUUGUCUUUAUAUUAUUUAGAGGGUUUUUUUCCCACUAGAAACUACAAUAUUUAUACCUGUCUGAGAAAAGAGGAUAUGUGUGUGCAUAUGCGAGAAAAAGAAAAGAAUCCAAACAUGGAAUUGGGAGAAUGAUGACUAAAUAUGACUACAUUUUCAGCUUUUGAAAUUUUAUUUUCUUCACUAAAGUAAACUGCAACGUAACUCCUAAAGAUAGAGUUUGUAUAUGUGAAAUUAUGCUUUGAUAACAAGCGGCUCCUGAAAGUCAGUUCAAUUAAAAUAUUAUCAAAGGCAUCUUUAAAGAAUAUAUCAAGAAUCAUAUACUGGAAUCUAUCCCCGUAUUAAAACUCUUUUAACACAUUCAACGUGCUGCUUAAUCUCACUCUUUCUGGCAAUUUAGCUUUGUACAAGUAGAAGAAUGUUUGAUUCUAAGAUAUUAUACAGAGAUGUCUAGGUUCUCUUUCUGAUGCUCCAAUAAGCUGCAGGGUCUGUAAAGGGUCUCGGGUCUUUUGGGAAGUUGUACCUUUUAACUCGAAGUUUUUUCUCCCUUCUAAUUUCAAAAAUGUAGCUAUGGAUUCUUAGUGAGGAGGGAAAUGUUUUCUGCACCUACUUAGAAGUGCUCUUGCUUUCUCAUGCUACAAAGCUGAAUCCUGUAUUGAAUUUGGAUUUUAGAAUGGCUCUUGUUGAUAUGAAAUCAUCAUGAGUGUUUUUUCCUUGUCCAUUUCAAAUUAUAUAAACUGUCAAGGCAAGCUACUAUAUAUAAAAAAGAGAGCAAACCCCACUCCCUUCUAGCACUAAGGAUGAAAUGUCUGCCAGCAAACAACCAAGCUCAGAGAUCAUUAAAGACACCACAGUUACAUAAACUGUCAGUCAAGCACUGAUUCAUAUUCAAGUGCAAAUGCUGAUGUUGAAAAGCAGUCUUAAGUCUAACCUAGCAAUCAGAAUUAUGGAAAGCGGUGUGCAAUUAUAAUCAGUUCAUGUACUAUACUGUCAAUUUUCACCAGUAUUGUGUGCUAUGGAUUUUCUAUGUCUUAUUUUUAACCUGAUCCAAAAUCAAGAAAUAGUUGUACCAAAUUCACAUUUCAGCCAUGAAACAGAAUGUAGUGGAACCACAGGGAAAGGGGCCCUGUCACAGGGAAUAAAGAGACAUUCCAUCAUGUGGAGGGGGGGGGGAGGGGAGAAGGAAACAUUUGAGAUUAAACUCUUAGGUGUAUCCGUCCUUUUUCCAAGGGAAGGCAGACAAUCUGGGAAGAUACUUGUAAUAUAGGUGAUUGAAUAAUAAAAUAUCAGCUUGGGCCUAUUCAUAAGUGGUUCUAGUUGCUUGCACCCAACAAAGCAGUGGUUUUGAUGUAAACACAGUUCUAGUAUUUUAGUCAGUGAAAUUCCAUUAUUAUAAAUGCUAAUUGGAUGCAGUAUUUUCUUGAACUUACAAGCAUUCGUUUAUUUGGUGGAAGUGGACAGAGGUAGACACUCAAGUUGGUUAUUUACUUUAGAGAAAAAUAAUAGAGACAUAACCAGAAAUGAGGGACAGCUUUGAAAAGAAAAACAAUGUGUUGAAUUUUGCUUUGGAUUCUACUUGGUUUCUGUUAUGAGAUCUAUUUUGCCUGUAUCAAUAUGUAAAAAGUAAAAAAAAAAAUUGACAAGCUGAAAAGUCCAUCUCAAAUAGGAAGUAUAACCAGAUAUAAACAAUAAAGCUAAAUUAUUUAUAGUUGCUGUGCCAUAUGUCAUCAUCCAGUAUCCCUUGAAAAAUAAUGAAAAAGGGUGUAGUUCGUAAAGUUAUUUGCACUUGAUGAAAAAAUUGUAUCUGAUUUGUAAAAAUAAAAUUUUGCAUUUCAUAUUACCCAUUUAAAUUAUUAAAUGGAAUUUCUUGGUGUUUCAUUGAUAUUCUAGAUUUUUUCCCAUUGUUUGUAAAAUGGCUAAUUGCUAAUGCAUAUUUAUUGCUGCUUGCCGUUCUGUUUCUCCCUUCCUUUAAGUUUCUUUUUCUCUUUGGAAAUCAGCCAAUUUUUUUCCAUUAGACAGUUUGUGGGCACCAACAAUUAUGGUUCCAAAGCCUGCACAUAGUAUUUGUACUGUUAAAUGCAUAUUAUUGUCUGUUAUGCCUUUCUGCUAAAAAAUAAAAAAAACAUAACUCCUCCAAUA
Crotalus tigris (Tiger rattlesnake) is the source of this 7148-nucleotide messenger RNA. RefSeq names its product signal peptide, CUB domain and EGF like domain containing 3 (gene SCUBE3). The transcript has 24 exons. Gene Ontology annotation, biological process: signal transduction. Gene Ontology annotation, cellular component: cell surface. Bases 905 to 3940 code for a protein of 1011 amino acids. NCBI's taxonomy places the organism in Eukaryota, Metazoa, Chordata, Lepidosauria, Squamata, Viperidae. The record is from RefSeq and is a predicted model, not a curated record. Gene Ontology annotation, molecular function: calcium ion binding.